Messenger RNA from Misgurnus anguillicaudatus (oriental weatherfish), 795 nucleotides. The record is from RefSeq and is a predicted model, not a curated record. NCBI's taxonomy places the organism in Eukaryota, Metazoa, Chordata, Actinopteri, Cypriniformes, Cobitidae.
UAUGAAGUUCUGCAUCACACAACUGUCGAUCAACCAUUUCACAGUAACAUUUUUAUUCUUUUAGCAAUGGCAGUAUGGAAUUUAUUAGUGUCCUUCAUACUUCUAAUCUUCAACCCAGGGUUCAGUACUGAAGACACUGUGUUUGUAAAGACAGGAGAUUUUGUUCAACUGGAUAUACAGAGAGAUAAACUACCUGAUGAGUUUGAUGAGGUAUUCUGGCAGAAUGAAACAUCAGGCACUAUAGUGAAAUAUUAUAAUCAAUUUAAAACAGUUAAAGAUUACGAUGACUACAAGGACAGAGUGGAGUUUAACACUGAAAGUUUCUCUAUAACACUAAAGAACAUGAAGAAGACAGACAGUGGAGUUUACAGUGCAAGAAUAGCUGGAAAAAAAGAAAUAUCUGUUGUACACAGAGUAUCUGUUAUAGAUGCAGUGAAGUCUCCGGGGCUGACUGUCAUCUCUACCUUUCCAAGCACUGACUCAUGUACUGUAAACUUCACAUGUAGAGCUCAUAAUCUCACACUUCACUCCACUUAUAAUAAUGGUAACUGCUCUCCAGAGGAAGUGACAUCACAUGAGAAGUUAACUCUCAUCCUGAUCUGUAGUGAUGAAACCAUCAUCUGUAACCAUAGCAACCCUGUCAGCUGGAAAACAGACAGAAGAGGCAUUAAACAGCUCUGUAAAGGUAAAAGUUUGCUCCUAGACAACAUACACAUACAGGUACACACACCGCACAAUGCUUUUAAUAAGGAUGCAACAAUAGCAGAAAUCCAGCAGAGAUCUCACAGAUCCUGA